Athalia rosae (coleseed sawfly) is the source of this 4755-nucleotide messenger RNA. RefSeq lists its product as uncharacterized. Bases 31 to 2487 code for a protein of 818 amino acids. Gene Ontology annotation, biological process: regulation of transcription by RNA polymerase II. The transcript is spliced from 6 exons. Gene Ontology annotation, cellular component: nucleus. Gene Ontology annotation, molecular function: DNA-binding transcription factor activity, RNA polymerase II-specific; sequence-specific DNA binding. Lineage: Eukaryota; Metazoa; Arthropoda; Insecta; Hymenoptera; Athaliidae. The record is from RefSeq and is a predicted model, not a curated record.
ACAAACUCCAAACGAGAUAUUUACCAAAAUAUGGUCAAAGCGGAAAUGGACCAACCAAAGUCAACUUUUUUUGAAAGUGAAAAGUCCUCCGACUAUUUGCUAUUCUCUGAUGAACGGACUGUAGAGGACCGUAUGAUAGGUCAAAUGGAGAUGGAGGAGGAUAUUGACCGAAAUGAAGACUUAGUAGAUAGCAGUAUGAAAACGGAUUCGACAGAACUAUCAGUGUUCUUCAGAGAAGACCUUGAAACCCGGAACAAACAUACGGAUUACAAAGAAAAGAAAGCAUACAGUACAUUCAAGCAUUAUGCUGAAGAGCACGAAGGUGUGCGCGAUUUUGCUGAAGAGGAUGAGGAAACAAUAGCAACAUUUGUGACUGCUGCUGGACAGCAACUUGCUCUGUAUGCUGUGGAAGAUUCAGAUGAUGUUUUUGCAGUAGCUGUCUAUGAUGAAUCUGGAGAACCGCCUACAAAUUUUCAAUUUCUUAUGAAAUCUGAUGUAGAAAGACUCAUAGGAGAAGGUGCAGUGAGAACAGUGAAGAAACCGAGUCAAAUCAAAAAGCAGCUACUUACUACCCAGCCACCUAUGUUUGCAUCUAAGCGAAAGCGAGCUCUGAAUAAUGCUAGAUUUGAUCUAAGCGUGAAGUCUCACCACCAGAAAACUAUACAAUCAAGUUGGGAUGGUAAUCCAUCGAGCAAUGAAAAUUACCGUCGACCAAUACUGAAUUCGAAUUCUCGUAAAAUGGCAGAUUAUCCUCAGUCUAAGCAAUCAAAAAAUCUUACAUAUAUGAUGACGAAUGACACGACAAUAGAUGUUGCAGGACCAUUGGAGAGCAGUCAAGAUUCUCUUGGAAGCGAGAGUGAACUAGUUGAACAAUCGACAGUGCAAUAUAUUCUUCUAGACGGUGAUCAGUCUGACUCCGAAUUAACUUUUGAUGAGAUUCAAGCGACACUACAAAGUUUGCAAUUUUCCACAAACAAAUCGACCGUAAAAAAAAAGGCGAAUGCCGAAAAAGGUUUGCACCAACAAACUGAAACAACCCAGACUCUACAGAACUCGUCACCUGAAACGCUUGAAGAAAAAACUAAAAUCGAUGUAACUCGCGACUCUCCAAAUAAUACCACGAAUGAUGUUCCCUCUAAAGUAACGGAAAUUGAAACCGAUAAAAUUAAAAAUUCGACUUGUCCUGAACAAAGUGACUUAAUUGGGACACCAUCAACUGAAACUUGUAGCCCCCAAGACCAUAGAUCUUGUUUGAAAGAAAAUCCUACCGCUAAAUCGACAAAAGAUUCAUCUCUUGAUUCGAAAAAAAAACCGAACAAGAUCGAAUCCAAACACCAUCCGGUGAAUAUAUUAAGACGAAGCAUAUCUGAUGGAUGCACUGAAGUGCGUCCUCAAAUCAAAAGAUCGAGAAAACAACAACUCACUUCGGUAAACCGUGGGGAUUCUGAAAUAAUUAUUCAGCCAGCUGUAAUUGGAGAAGAAGAAGAUAAUAACAAAAAGCGAGGACGGCGUAAAAAAAAACCUGCACCAGACCCUGAUUACAACCCCCGGCCAGUCAGAUCCAAAAAAUCAAAGAAAUCUAUGAAGAACCAGAAAGUCGAAAUUAUUGAAAUCGACGUAGAUGAAGAGCAAAGUCUGCCACAGGAAAAAUCAGAUGUAAUUGAAAUCACACUUGAUGAUAAUAAGGAAAAAGGUUCGAGUGAUAAAGAAAACGAUGUCAUAAUGCUCGGAGAUUCUGAUGAUGAAUUUCAAGAAAUUCCAGUAAAACCAAUGCCACCCGCUAUGCAGUGUAAACAUUGUUUAAGGAAUUUCAGACAAAAGAGAGCAUUAGAUACACAUUCUAGAGUGUGUCCGAAAUUUCGGAAGAAAAUGGAAAAAGCGAAUGUUGGAAUGCUUGCAACAGCAUCGGAUGCUUCAGAUAAAGAUGAAUCAGACAGCGAUAGAGCUGUCAGAAAACAAUUCUCGUGCAAAGUAUGCGAUAAAAAGUUCAACGCUGUAGUCGAGUUAGCAAGGCAUGCACGAAUGGAACACCCCAAAACAUCUCGCAAUAAGUCUACAAGUAAAUCUAGUAGUGUAGAAGAUAGAUCACUGGAGAAAAAAAUAGAAGCGGCAAAGGAGCUCAUGAAUCAAAGAAGAGUCACUCGUAUAAAUCAAAAGAAGAAAGGUCAGAGUUCGAGCCAAUCAUGGAAAAAAACACCAAAACUAAAUUGUGACGACUGCGGCCGUUGGUUCCCUAGCAGAGCUAUACUCGCUGCUCAUUGUUUGCAACAUGCUACAAAGAAUCCUGAAAAGCAAAUUCGCCAAUGCCAAACGUGCAAAAAAUUAAUAAAAACUCGUUCACUCUUCCUGCAACAUAUGAAGACACACAGUAUAACAACGAGAAAUACAAAACCGCCAACAACCGUCAUCCACAAACAGUUGCGCCAGACGAGGCAAGUCACGAACAAAAUGACAGUGAAAAAACGAGGCCGACCCCGAAAACUUUGAUUCACAUUUUAGUUUUUUCAACAACUUCACAGAGAUUAGAAAAUAGGUAUGUGUUUUUGAAAUAAAAGACAUGUUACACUACAUCCAAAUGCUGACAUAAAUAUUCUGAAAUCACGGUUUGGUUGAAUAUAAUUUUUAUGCAUAAGAAUGGACGUAUGUACAAAAUAUAUUAUAGGCAUCGUAAUUUAUAAAUUCGAAUUACUCGAUUACCAAUAAAGUGAUGGGACAUAGUUGUACGGCAAGCUGUUGAAAUUCUUGUUAUGUACAUUGUAACUUGAAGCAUUUUUUGCUAGCUCUCGGUAUAGGUGCCCGGGUAUGUCAAAAUAGUUUACAUCACACAGUCUGGUGCAUUUCCGUACCGAUACCAGAGGAUCACAAGAAAAGCCUCAAGUACUCAUGUAUAAUGUAUAGUAUAUGACGCUAGCUCCUGGUAAUUUUAUUCAGCACCCUAGUUCUAUUAUCUAUAAAUAACGCAAUUCGGUUUCCAUUAUCUCAUUUCUACAUCAACCCAGGGGGGUCAUAGUUUAUUGCGAAACUAAGAUUUUCUUCUGUACGGAACGUAUCUAUUUCACAUUUCAUCCGAACAUUGCGAAUCUUAAAACGUGCAAUACACAUGAAAAAGCAUAGAAAAAAUAUUUUAGCAUUGUUGACUAUAUCUAGUCACGUCACUAUGGUUUCAGUUUGUUAAAAAUUAUAAACUUCAAUAUGAGCGUGACGUCAUUAACAGUGACAUUCAUUUAAUUUAAUUAUUAAUAAUAUCAUCACGAUAUACAGCAAAUAUUGUAGCCCUUCAUUAUCAUUAGUCUUGGCAAGCACAUUAUUAUACACGAUUGAUUCUAACGGAUUCGAUGUAUUUUUUGAAUCUAAAACUUUUUGGGAAGAAACCGGGCUUAUUCAAAAGUUGCUUCGGGUAUAUACCAUGUGUACAUCGUGCAAUGACACAUACCCUUUAUAUUCAUUUUAGUUGCUUACAUGGGUUCCUAACAGUGUUUCGAAUAACUCUAAUCUAAUAUCAAUUUUCUUGAGAUGAAGCAAAAAAAAAAACAUAUACCAUAUGUAUUACAUAUGCAUAUCCUGGUUGCGGCAAUAGAGAUUCACUCUUUAAUUUUAAAUAUACAUGCUUUUUUCAUCUGAGAUCAAUGGAACCUACGUGAUCAUGGCCCUGGGUGAAGAAGAGCAUCUAGUGGGCUAUAGCAUUCUAACUCCAGAGCACUCGUCACAGAUACUUGAAGAAAUUCAUGUAAGCAGCUAUGAUGUACAUAUGCAUGCACAAUACGUAUUUGAAGUACCUUCUUAAUAGGCCCGAUUGUUUUCUAGCAAAAAUUCCCAAAAUCUACUCGAAAAAAUACAAAAAAUAUAGGGGUUUCCUCUUUAAAAAGUUGUCCCGUUGCCAAUUACUGUAUGAAAUAGGGCAUGUAACUUACAGCAUUUGCUAUACAUUCGGAACAACCGUAUGAUUGAUGUGUGUAUUUUUAUCUACUUCGAGUGAUAUCUGAAAGUUAGUUAUGUAUUUCUAGCCGCACAAAAAAAUAAUUUAGGAUGCAGACGUCUUAAAUGUACAUUCUAAUUUAACGUCACAAUAUUUCUUUAACGAAGUUUGUAUCUAUACACAUUGUAAAUAGCUCCCUUUUGCAUAGUAUCAGAUCAUAUGACUUCAAAUUAUUUUCGGUGUUAUCGAGUAAAACUAAGAUUGAUACUGUGUUAAAACCCGUGAAUUUCGAUGACAUAUUUAACAAAUAUAAAGAAUGAAUAAAAGCAGUACAGUAUGUAGAUCAUGUAACUGUAAAGUUGCAUAGCAAAAUUAAUUAGGUAUAACUUGUAAAUGAUGCUAUUAUUUUGAUACGAUCACGUGUAUAUAAGUAUUCCGUAUAUACAGACGCAUACAAAUGCGCACUAAGUAUAUUAAUAAAGCUUGACUUACCGAAUUCUUUAAAUAACUCCAUUAAAAUACCUUAGAACUCAUGAAAAUACGUACUUCGAUUAUGAAAAUCGACUUGUAAGACAUUCUAAUACGUCGACGUUGCCUUGAACUCAGAUCAUUGUGUUUGAUUGAUACUUAUCUCACUUAUUCUGAGUUUAACUACAUAAUUGAUCGUUUCAACAGAGGAUAUAAAAUAAUGAUUUAAUUGAUAUGAAGCAUCUUUGAAAUAUAGAACUUUCUGUAAACGCAAUAUGUAAUAACCAACAUGUAUACUUGUUUUGCAAAAUUGAGUAUUGAUUACAUCAGAGUAGUGAUUAUGAAAUAAAAAAUAAAUAAAUACAUAGAUA